Molecule: messenger RNA, 2199 nt
Organism: Bufo gargarizans (Asiatic toad)
Lineage: Eukaryota; Metazoa; Chordata; Amphibia; Anura; Bufonidae
Product: carbohydrate sulfotransferase 9-like
Exons: 4
Coding region: 633-1610 (325 amino acids)
Biological process (GO): carbohydrate biosynthetic process; proteoglycan biosynthetic process
Cellular component (GO): membrane
Molecular function (GO): sulfotransferase activity
Source: RefSeq, a predicted model, not a curated record
CUUCUCCCCAGGCUCUGUGCUGGCUCUGUAAGGUCCCCUGCAGCAUCACCCCAAUCUAUCCUCUUCUGCGACGAGGUUGCUGCUUGCCUCGUCUGCUUCUGUGCCAUUUUAGGUGGCAUUUCAAGCAUUAAAAGGGCUGUAGCGGAGGGCUCUGCAGUUAUAUUUGCCGGCUUAUCAGCCCAGUGUUCACCCUGACCGGGCACAAACUCCUCUGCUGCAUGCGAGAGGACAGACCGCCUGAUCUGCUGCCUGAUGGUGCGCUCCUGUCUUUGUGGCAGGCGGAGUGUCGGAGUGGUCGCACUGCUGUACUCCACAGAGGCCUCGGGCUGAGGUAGGCCGCAAAUUGGAGCCGUGAGUGUUGGGCCCCUUAUAAAGUAGUUAUUCAGCGUAUAGCUGGCCGGGAUGGGGAUCGGAGCGUUACCUGGCUUCUUAAGGGGUAAUUUUUUCCCCAUAGGAUGCGUUGCUCUGACUUUAAAGCCCUUCUUUGUUUCUUUCAGCGGCAGAGCUCAGCGUUCACGCCGCCAUCUGCUUAGACGCCCAGGCCACGCCCUGCAGUGUACAAUUUAAAAGCCGGAGGAGAGCACUUUUCUGGAUUAUUCAGGACUGACGUUCUUAUUGUGCAUCAGACCGAAAUGAGAAAACUGCAACAAAAACGUAUUCUUCUCCUCAUUUCUUCAUUCCUCUGUGCCUUCUUCCUAUAUACAUGGAAAAAACAUCUCAUUCCUAUCAGCAGGACUGAUUCAUUCAAGUCAUUAGCUGCUCCACAGUAUUCAAUUGUGGAUUCUCAAGAACAGAGGAAGGCUAAUAUAAGAUCUGUAUGCGAGAGGAACAAUCUCAACGGCUCGUCCUUUGUGGUGCCUCGUAAUGUAGCUGCCCAGCUAUACGUUGAACACAGCCAUAAAUUUAUAUAUUGUGAGGUGCCCAAGGUAGGCUGCUCAAACUGGAAAAGAAUCAUUCUAUUACUGAACAAAUCUCUUGAUCUCUCUGCAGAUGAGCUUCAACAUUUCCAGGUACAUAAUUCAAAACAACUCAUAAAGUUGAGCUCAUAUCCUCCCUCCCUUCAGAAAGAACUUCUAGCAACUUAUACUAAAGUAAUGUUUACUCGAGAUCCCCUAGAGCGAGUUGUUUCUGCCUACAGAGACAAGUUUCUUCAUUAUGAUAAUGUUUACUACAGCAUCAACUUUUCAAAUCUGAUCAAAAAUACACUUGGUAUCCAUUCCAAGGCAAACCUUACUUUUGAACAAUUUGCCUGCUUUAUCGUUCAGGAAAAUCCAUCCUAUAGAGACACUCACUGGAAGCCUAUGAAUGAGCUGUGUGAUCCGUGCAAAAUCCAAUAUGAUAUUAUCGGCAAGUUUGAAACCUUAGCAGAGGAUGCAGAUCUUGUUUUACGAACCAUAGGGGCCUCCCAAAAUUUGAAAUACCCCACAAUUAAACAUCAUUCUAAUGAGUCCCGUACAAGUGAAGACAUAAGCAAACAUUACCUGGAAAUGCUUCCUCCAGUUCUAUUUAGGAAACUUAUGAAGAUCUACGGACUUGACUUCUCCAUGUUUGAAUAUAGUUAUUACAAAAGUGAAUUUUUUAAAAUCCCUAAAACAACUUACAUCUAUUAAUGGCAUCGCUCGUAGAUGUUUCUAGACUACUUUUUGAUCAUUUUUAAAACCUUGGUGGGACAUAGUGAAACCUAGAUCACAGUGGCCAACACAUCAAAAAGUUCUGUGUGUUGCCAGCGCCAUUGACUGUAAUGGGUUCCGGCAGAAAUGUGUCCGGCUGACUCCCAGUAUAUUUGCCAGGUACCAGCCAGAUCUCCCACGGACCCAUUAUAGUCAAUGGGGCAGACAGACAUUCUGGUAACAUCUGCCAAUGCUGGAGCUGGUUUUCUGCCAUAACAGCCUGCCUGAACUCCUGCCACAAAACACAGAUGAAAACACUGAUGCCGAUGCAUUAACCCUUGCACUGCCGCGGUCAGCGCUGACCGCGGCACCUGCGGGAUCCUACUGGGUCCGGGGCUGUGACGGGUACCCGAUGGCAGGGAAGGCAGCCCGAUGGAUCUCACAGACAAGCAGGCUGUAAGCAUAUUACAGUGGUAAUACACUUACAGCCAAAGCAUUACAAAACGAUCAGACCCCCAAAAGUUGAAGUCCCAGGGUGGGACAAAAAAAGAAAAAGAAUUAAAAAAUAAGUUUUACAAAAAAGUUAAAA